AUGGAUCUCUUUGUAUAUAUUUGUAUAUCUCUUUUUCUAUGUUUAUUAUUAUUCGAUAAAAGUUAUUCUCAAUUCGAAUGGAUUACUUAUGAUAAAAUUGAUGAAAUUAUGGAUAGAAUAAAUUCUGUUAAUCGUGAUAAUUGUUUUCAAAAACAACCAAAUGAACUUGUUUUACCUGAAGAAGCUGUUUAUCAAAAACCAUCUAUUGAAAUGCUUAAAAAAGAUAUUAUUAUGAGAAAUCGAACACAGUUAUUACAUGUAAGAAAUAUUGCUCAUCGAAAUGCACUUUUAUAUAGUUAUUUAUUUCAACGUUUAUUCGAUUUUGAAGAACCCGGUCUUACAUAUAUACUUUUACAUAAUGCUGGUAAUUCUGAUGUAACUGCUGGUAGUAGUAUGAUAAAUGGUUCAGGAAUUUAUUUUGAUCAAGAUAAAUAUUAUCCACAUUGGUAUAAAAAUUUUUUUAAUAAAACAAUACCAUUAUUUGGUCCAUAUGCUUGGCGAGCAGAUGAUUUCUAUGAUGCAUUUAAUUGGAAAAAUGAAUGGACAAAUCAUACCAUUCAACAAGAAGAUAUUGGUGCAGCUGGUAAUCAUCAAUAUACAUCACGAUAUAAUCUUGCUAAUGAAUGGUAUAGUAAAUGGUUACCGGAUCCAAAAGAAGAUGAUCAAGAAAAAGGUAAAGCUUUACAUACAGUUCAAUUAUUAUUGGCUGAACGAAUGUAUAAACUUUAUGAUGUAGCUGAAACUAUCGAAUUUUUUGGGCCACCACAUCCCGAAGAUCCACAAGGUCCAACUCUUUGGACACGUCCAUAUUUUGAUUGUGGUCGAUCAAAUAAAUGGAUAAUUAGUGCUGUUUCACCUAUUAUUGAUAUUUAUCCACGGCAUACGGCAUAUCGACAUUUUCAAUCAAUGCGUAAUUUAGCAGUUGCUGUAACUGAUAUUGAUUUUAUUAUGUUGGAUAUAAAUCAAUGUUCUGAAAUUAAUCGAAUAAAUACACAAUCAAAUCAAUUAAAUUUAUUUGCUGGAACACAUAAAUGCAAACCAACAACACGUUGUGAACCAUUAUUUGGUUUUGGAUUUCGACGUGGUGGUUAUCAAUGUCUUUGUCAACCUGGUUUUCGUUAUCCACCAUGUCAAGAUGGACCUUUCAAAGGUUAUAUUAUUGAAAAAGCUACACAAGAAGAAUAUGUAAAUAAUUUUGAUUGUCUUAAAAUUGAAUUAUAUCAACAAUAUCCACAACACUUUUAUCCAUCAAAUAUUGUAUUAUUUGGUGGUCGUAAACGUCGUUCAAAUUAUGAUAAUGAUAAUCUAUCAAAUAGAUCGAUUUAUAAUAAUCUAAUUUCAAAAGUAAAUCUAAUAAUGACACUAUUAACAUCAUCAUCAUCAUCUGUGCUUAAAUCAUCUAUUCAUCGAAUAUCUUCAUUUUCCAGUAAAUUUUUCAUCAAUAAUAAUAAUAAACAUGAAGAUCAUAUUAAAAAAAGUCGUUCAAAACGUUUUGCCUAUGAAUAUCCAACACGUGUUAUAUCGAUAAUGCAACAUUAUGAUCGUCUUAAUUAUAAUUCACAUAUAUGUGAACUCAUGACUGAAGAUGAAUUAACAAUGCCAGGUGAUGUUUUGCAUGAUGUUGAUAUUCAAUUUGAAUCUCAAGCACGUUUAGCAUUAACAUUAUCACAUUUUCUAUCAAGUUUCUAUCAAAUUGUCAAUCCAGCUGAAGAUUUUCCAUUACGUCAAGCUGAACUUGAUUUAACUGAUGAACAAUUAAUUGGUGAAGUUUUAGCUGCAGCUGGUAGUGAUUAUAAAGUUGUUGGUAUUGGAAUUUUUUUUGAUCGAGGAAAAUUUCGAAAUCAUCGUUUACCUUAUUUUGGACCGUAUGCUUUCCGAACGGAAAAUGAUAUUAGUCAAAAUUAUACUGUUAUUGAUUGGGCAGGAUUACCUGAUGGUUAUGAAAAUGAAAUUUGGUUUCGAACACUGAAAGCUCGAUGGGCAACAAAUGCUGAUCGUUCGGAAUUAACUGAAUAUUGGCUUAAAUUAUUUAUUCGAGCAGAUUAUGCUGGUAAUGCAUUAAUCCAACAUGAAUCAGGUUUUCCACUUUAUUUUUAUGCACCAGAAAUAAAACAUGGUCAAUGGUUUCCACCAACAUUUCAAUGUAGUAGAAAUUAUGCAUUACCACGUCAAUGGAUUAUUACUUAUGCUGUGCCUUUUUUCGGUCUUGAUGUACUUGGAAUUAAUCUUGAAUUUAAAGGUGUUGUACGAAUUGAUACUUAUUUAAGUUAUUUGGAUAUAAAUCAAUGUUCAAUGCCUCAUUAUAUACCGAAUGCAUUUAAAGGCAGUGAUCGUUGUGAUUAUCAAAGUACAAUAUGUGAACCAAUAUUUGGUCGUGGUUUUCGUUUAGGUACAUAUAAAUGUCGUUGUCGACCUGGUUAUGAAUAUCCAUUUAUUGAUCAAAAUGAUUUCUUUAUUGGCGAUAUAAUGGAUACACAAUGGAAUAUAUUAAUGAGUAAUAGUUCUCGAAUGUCAAGUUUUGAUCAACUUAAAUGUCGUAUAGCUAUUGCUAAUUCAAUCAAACCGAUCAGUUUUAUUCUUCUAUUAUCAAGUGCUUCUUUUGCAAUAUUACUCAACAGAUGA
Rotaria sp. Silwood2 is the source of this 2622-nucleotide messenger RNA. NCBI's taxonomy places the organism in Eukaryota, Metazoa, Rotifera, Eurotatoria, Philodinida, Philodinidae. The record is from the annotation of a GenBank genome assembly.